GUUUACCAAAGCUAGGAGGCACACGACCUUCCAUAGGUCGUCAACUCGCGAGGCAGAAUCAGACAAACAUCAGCCUUGCGCCGGGAUUGCCCGCGAAAUAACACAUCGUGUGGGGUAUUUCUGCAGGCAGACUUCAGCCUUGUCCCUUCGCCCUUGACCACAGGGCGGAGCGAUGAAGAUAAGAGACUCAUGCCCCAAUACCCUUUCAUUCGUAUUAGGGAACUAUCACACAAUUCAUCCUCUUGCCUUGGACCAUGGCUGACCCGCUGUCCGGAAUCGCAGGCGUUGUUGGCUUGCUAGAUGUGGCCACCAGGACAUCGUCGCAGGUUUGGAAGCUCAUCGAGGCAUGGCGCAGUGCCCCGACCCAAAUACUCGAUCUUUCGGAAGAGAUUCACACCUCGCGCCGUGUUAUUUCGCAGCUGCAGACAGCUUGUGACACCGUGACGGAUGUUACCGAAUUCGAUCCUUUCAUUGAAGUCUUUACUACCCAAAUCGACAUCGCAAGAACGGUCUGUAUGGGCCUCGAAAGUAUUCUUCAAUCAAUUAGUGGCACGUCACUUGAUUCCCGUCGGCGUAUUCGCAAGGAGAGGUGGCUUCAAGCAAGAUCAAAAGUGGCCGAUCUGCAGAGUCAGCUUGGGAGAGUUCGCUCGAACAUUAUGCUGAUACUUUGCAUUCAAUCAGCAUUACGUGGAGCACAGCUAGAUCUACUUCUUCGGACUCAACACGAAGCCGUCAUGGACGUGCUCCGACCGAGAGCGACCCCGACUUCGAAUGCUACGAUUCCGACAUCAACAUCGACUAUUUUCGAGGGUUGCGAGGAGUCACUUGACCUCAAUGCUGCAAAUCGCGAGUUAGAGGCAUUUCAACCUGGAAGCCGCGUGAUCAGCCUAGCCACUCCGAGGCGAGUGGUCUGCAAAAGCUCAUGCAAAUGUAGUUGCCAUUUCUAUCGCUCAUAUAGUCGGUUUUACCUGGCUGGAUUCAACAAUAUCAUUGGAUCGGUAACAGUCGCCUAUUCCACUCCAACUGGUAAUAUUUCUACACACGAAGCGUCUUGCCUCAGGGCGAAGUUCAGUUCUCUUGAGUUGUCAUACUCAUUCCCGUCUUGGCUUCUCAAUUUAUCCAUUCUGACGGUUUUGAGCAUGUCCAACGGGACUCCAAACGUCGGCCUGAUAGUCCGGCGUCGCAUUUCAAGAGACUCUGCAAUCGCCUUCAGGACGCUGUAUGGGCUCGUCAUGAAUGGAGACUACCUAGGAGUAAAGGCCUCACUUGAAACACGGGAGGGGAGAGCGCAAUUACACGACGUGCUUUCAAGUGAUGGAGCUUCCGCUUUGCACUCUGCCGCGCACUAUGGUAACGUCGCCAUAGUAAAACUACUUCUAGCUGCAGGAGCGGAUAUAUUCUUGGAAGACGAUUUCGGGCGUCCACCGACAACCACCGCAGCUAAAUGGAUCCUCAAUCAAAGUGCUUUCCCAGCGAUUGUUGUACUAGGACUGCGCCCUACUUGUUUACGCGAUGAGCUUGCCAAGGAAGUCUAUCGUGUCCAGAUCAACGCUACGGAUGACUUCGGCGCGGACCCUAACCGAAGGAACGUGAGCACCAACGCUACUCCAUUGAUGGAAGCUUGUCGGAUAGACUCUCUUGCUUGUGUAAAAGCUCUCCUAGCAGCGGGCGCGAACGUUAAUACCGGCGAUGAACGACCAAUCUAUCUCGCAUCAGCAUUCGCUAGCGUCCCUGUCGUCGAGUUAUUGGUUUCCGAGGGUGCGGAUGUAAACGAUUUCUCCAAUAUCUGUCGUUCCGGACCGCUAGCCCACGCAGCGAAGCACAACCAGUUAGAAAUCACGGACUUCCUCCUAUCAAAAGGCGCAGAUAUUGACCACAGGGAUUGGGAAGGAGACACGGCACUCACUGAAGCUAUUAUACGCGGCGCAGUACUCUGUAUCGACCUGCUGCUUUCGAGAAAUGCGAACUACACUUUCGUCGACAAAUAUAAUUUCACAAUCCUUCACAACGUAGCAGCAUCUGGUGAUGCAAGAGUGGCUAAUCUGCUCGCUUCAGCCGUGUUGAAAGGGCUUGAUCUGGACGCAAGGAAUAAAAAGGGGAAGACUGCGCGCCAAAUACUUGAAUCAAGAGCUGGAGUGACAGAUGAGCUUCUUGAAGCUUUUAAUAAGCUAAUUGAUAGCGUCUCGCGAAACAAGACCCAUCAAGAGGACACGAUGGCAGGUAGCAAAGACGCUAGCGGCAGAUUCUCAGGAAGUCACCAAGAGCUCGUUCACAAACUCACCCACCACGUUCGGCUCUAUGUACCUGCCAUAUGGAAAUACAGAACGUCUAUUCUGCUGGUCUUCCUUCUGCUUAUAUCGCAUCUCGCACAGACGAUGAUUGAGUGUAUAUCUAGGCCACGAGCAAGCGCGCUCCCAAUGUAGCUCUAGAUUCGGCUUUGGUAAUGGUCUAUGGGAUUAGACGUAUAGAUAUACCGAUGUUCGGGCUCCACUCUUGCUGCAUCAAGAACAUCAUGAGGAGAGGCCCAGCUAUCCGUCAGCCGGUUCGU
Messenger RNA from Mytilinidion resinicola, 2548 nucleotides. RefSeq names its product ankyrin. Bases 255 to 2423 code for a protein of 722 amino acids. The transcript is spliced from 4 exons. Gene Ontology annotation, molecular function: protein binding. The record is from RefSeq and is a predicted model, not a curated record. Lineage: Eukaryota; Fungi; Ascomycota; Dothideomycetes; Mytilinidiales; Mytilinidiaceae.